This is a messenger RNA of Coregonus clupeaformis (lake whitefish), 1984 nucleotides long. Its product is annotated as coiled-coil domain-containing protein 63. The record is from RefSeq and is a predicted model, not a curated record. The coding region runs from base 462 to 1904 and encodes 480 amino acids. NCBI's taxonomy places the organism in Eukaryota, Metazoa, Chordata, Actinopteri, Salmoniformes, Salmonidae. Gene Ontology annotation, cellular component: axoneme. The transcript has 10 exons. Gene Ontology annotation, biological process: outer dynein arm assembly; cilium movement.
UUUGGCAAGCUAAAUGGCACGCACACAAUUCCAAUUUACACAACCAAUGUUUCUUUAUUGGAUAUGUAUAACCUAUCUAUAAACUGAAAUCAACUGUAGUCCUUUGCAUCUAGUCCAUGUACAGGUUCCCGAUCUUGUUUCACCAUUCCCGCCAACCUAUGAUAGAACAAUUGACAUUGCGUCAGAGGUGAUCAUCAUGGAAUUAUUUAAGAAUUCUAAAAUGUGUUCUAAAAAUCACGGUACUCUUUAUAGCGACAAUAGUAAGUGAGAUCCACAUAAUUUAUUUUUCUUUCAUUCUAUUUUAUAAAGUCAAUAACGUAUCAUUAGCCUUGUCAAUAUAAUUGAAAAAACCGUGGAGACAUUGGUGAAAUACCAAUCAUCAGCGAGAUAAGUUUAAAAAUAAUAAUUCACCAACUAAGAUAUCGAAGACUACACGGCCUAGGCCGAAACUGGCCAAAAUAAUGCCCGAAAGAAAUCCGAAAAAGACUGACGACCUUCACGAGCAACACCAGCGACUCCUUGUGGACAACGACAGUUACCUGGUUGCCAUCCGAAAAAAGAAGGAACACCUUGCCAGUCUGGACACCAAGAUGAAGGCGAUGCAGACCAAGCUGUUGCAGAGAAAGAAGGAGAUGGGUGGUAGGAUCUGCACCCUCAAGAGACCUCUUCAUCAGAGGAAGCACAUCCGCAUCAUGGAGGACCGCGUAAACCAGGCUACUAAAAGCUUUGACAAGUUGCUGUGCAAGAACCAGGCAUUGCGUGAUGAGAUUGACCACCUGCGGCGCCAGAGGUGCUCCUUCGCCCUUAUGUACCAGCGUCUGAGCAGAGAGCUACAGUCCCAGCACAACGUCAUGGAAGACCUUGUGGAGAAGUCUGUCCUCGCCUACGACCAGAGGUCCGAGGCCCUGGCCCGCAUGCUAGCUGUGAGGGAGCGUAGAAAGAAGGACAGAUCUUUCUGCCACACUGAGAUGACUGAGCUGAAGAGGGUCAUCGACCACGAGUUCAAACUCCGCAGUUUCAUGGUCAAAAAGUCCAAGGAAAGUGUCCCCAUGGGCGAGGACGAAGAUGCCAAAAAGAGAAGGACCGAGCAGGCUCAGUGUGAGCGAAUGGGAGGAGAGAGUCUGGAGACGUACCAGGCUGUGCACCGGCUGCUCGUGGAGGUGAGCGGCGACAGCGACCUGCGUCAGAUCGGCAGGACGUUUGUGGAGAACGAGGAGAAGAGCUUUGCUUACUUCAACUACAUCAACGAGCUGAACAACAAUAGCACCAUGCUGAAGGACCGCAUCAACAAGCUCAGGACUGAGAUCCUGCGCUUUGAGCUGGAGAACAAGCAGUAUGAUCAACAGUGGCAGGGCCAGCUCAAGGAACUGGAGAGAGAGCUGGAGCAGCGUCGUGGCCUGGCCAAUAAUUUGGAGAGCCAGUACACUGUGGUUCUGAAGUUCUUGGACCAGCAUAAGACGGCCAUCGCCCACCUGUUUGACAAGAUGAAGUGUAACUCUGCUCCUAUCACUGGCAAGCUGGGCUGCAGCGCUCAGGUCACUGAUGACAACGUCACCCAGUUUAUUGGUAUCCUGGAGGAGGAGAUUCACCGGCUGUUGAUUAUCCUGUCCCAGUGCAGCUACAAGGAGGCUGAUGAGAUGGAGCUGCCCCCUCAGAACCCCCUGCUGGUCAGCUACAGCCUGCUGCCCGCCGUGACCCCCUCUGCCACAGAGGCCCCCUCCUUCGACGACAGCACCACCGAAACACUGUUGGGCCUGGGCAGCGAGCAGCCUCUGGACUUCCAGACCCUACGUGAGCGGGUGCUGCCCUGGGUGAUGCAUACUGAGCAGGGUAAGGUGCCCAAGGCCCCGUCCGCCCCCUUGAGAGGAAAGAAGAAGGUGGGCUUCAACCCCAAGUCUGCCUGAGCAGGAGCCUCUGACUCUCACAUGACAUGGUGCUCACAUACUGCGUUGUUUUAAUCUCAAUUAAACCAUUACAGCAUUUA